AUGUCCUCCCCGCAGAUCCUGCUCGGCCUGAACCAGACCAAACUGCUCUUCCUCCCCGACGUCGACGCACACGGCGGGCGCGUCGUGCAGGUCUCCCUCCGCGCAGCAAAGGAGCCCACCGCAGACGCCCUCGCGUCCUUCUUCCUCGCCCAGCGCGAGAUCAGCGAGCUCAUCGCCGCCCUCGCCGCGCAAACCACCAACCUCGCCACCCCCGCAGCGCUCGAGCUCGCCGGGGAGGGGUACGCGCUGCGCGCAGGUGCGCGCCCUUUCCUGCCGCCCCGCCUCCUUGCUGAGUCCAAGCCGUGGCAGCUGGCGCGCGAGCAGACCCUCGCGCUGGGAUGGGGCGCGCAGCGCGUGCGCCUCGCGCCGCUCAAGUGGGCGUUCGUGUUCGAGUGCGACGCCACAGGAAAUCGACGCGGUAGCAUGUGA
Gloeophyllum trabeum ATCC 11539 is the source of this 429-nucleotide messenger RNA. RefSeq lists its product as uncharacterized. The record is from RefSeq and is a predicted model, not a curated record. The coding region runs from base 1 to 429 and encodes 142 amino acids. The transcript is spliced from 4 exons. Lineage: Eukaryota; Fungi; Basidiomycota; Agaricomycetes; Gloeophyllales; Gloeophyllaceae.